Messenger RNA from Enterobius vermicularis (human pinworm), 1515 nucleotides. NCBI's taxonomy places the organism in Eukaryota, Metazoa, Nematoda, Chromadorea, Rhabditida, Oxyuridae. The record is from the annotation of a GenBank genome assembly.
AUGGAAUCUGUUGAAGAAAUUGAAUUUGGAUAUCAGCGAAGGAUAUGCGGCGGCGAUGUUUCAGGAUCUUUACAUAUGAAUGCCGAUCAAAAUAAGACUGUUAACGGCCGACGAGGUGAUGGCGUAUUAGACGAAAAGGAAUUCCUACAGUUCUUUGAAAAGCUUACAGAUCGUCCAGAUAUUGUUAAGGCCCUUCGGCUGUUCAGCUCAACUGAAGAUCAGGCACUAAGUAUAAGCGAUUUAAAGAAAUUCCUUACUAAAGAACAAGAGUUUGACAAUAUUAAUGACUCACUCGCACAGUCAAUAAUAGCGAGAUUUGAAACCUCAAAGCCUGAUGGACAAACUAACGUUGUUCUUGGGCCAAUUGGUUUCAGACGUCUUAUGCAAUCUGAGUGGGGCAGUAUUGUUAAACCUGGACACCUUUCCAUAUAUCAAGACAUGAAUUUACCACUAAAUAAUUAUUAUGUCAACUCAAGUCAUAAUACGUACCUUACUGGAUUACAGCUCAAGGGCGAAGCUAGUGUUGAAGGAUAUAUUGGAGCAUUAAGGAAAGGAGCACGCUUAUUAGAAUUGGACAUAUUUGACGGUGACGAUGGUGAACCAUGUAUAACACAUAAACGAACACUGAUAACAGCAAUAACGCUUCGAAAUGCUUUGGAAGCAAUACUUUUACAUGCGUUCAAGUCUAGCCCUUAUCCAGUUAUUUUAACGAUCGAAAAUCACGUUAGCUUGCUUCAGCAACGAGUUAUGGCUAAAAUCUUCAAAGAGAUUUUGGGUGAUAAUAUUUACAUGAGACCACCGGAUGGCGCUAAAAAACCUUUACCAUCCCCAAAUGCUUUAAAAGGGAAGUUUUUGUUGCGUGGCAAAAAACUUCCGACCAGUAGCAGUGACAAACAAUUUGAUCAAGAUACUGAUGAACCACAGAGUCAGAAAAAGCACGAAAAAAUCUCAUUGGAUCCGUCGUAUUCUGAACUAAUAUCAUUGCCUUCAGUAAAAAUUUCUGAGAACAUAUAUGAGGACAUUAGAAAUCAUCCAAUGGACGGGUCACCCUCGAUAUCCGAGACGAAAGUUGUGGACUUUGCGGCUGGUGGAACGUCAUUGGCUACUUACACAGCCGAAAGGUUUGUCAAGGCAUAUCCAAAAGGAAUCAGACAAGAUUCCAGUAAUAUGGAUCCGAUGCCAUCUUGGGUUUGCGGUAUUCAGUCUGUAGCAAUGAAUAUGCAGACUUCUGGGGAAUACCUUGAUUUGGUGUAUGGUUUGUUUCGAGUUAACGGGAACUGUGGCUAUGUUUUAAAACCAGAAAUUCUUCGGAACGGUUUAGGUACAAAUCCUCGCCUUCCAGAAAUUUCUGGUGAAGUCAAAAUGAAGCUUCACGUUGAAAUUAUAAGUGGGCAGUAUUUACCCAAACCAACGCCUGAUAACGAUGUUAUUGAUCCAUAUGUAACUGUAGAAGUGUUUGGAAUUGCAUCUGACUGCCAAAAGCACAAAACGAAGACUGUUAUGAAUAAUGGGUAA